AUGGGCGACACGGAGAAGUCGUCUGCGCACGUCAAGGUCGAUCACGUCGAGGGCGAGGUGCCGCUCGAGCGCAACUUUUCCUUCUGGGCAUGUUUCGGCCUGGGCUUUGCGCUGCUGAAUAGCUGGACUGGUGGCCUAUCCGUCGUGCUCCCCUCCGGCGGAAGCAUAGCCAUGGUCUGGGGCCUCAUCGUCUCGGCGCUGGGCACGACCGCCAUGGCGCUGUCGCUCGCCGAGAUCUGCCACGUCCUCCCGCUCUCGGGCGGACAGUACGACUGGACAUAUGUCCUCGCGCCGGCGGGCAAGAAGAACGGCCUGUCCUUCUUCGUUGGCUGGAUGUCGGCCGCGGGGUGGACGUCGCUCACGGCCACCAACUCGUUCCUCUCGGCGCAGUUCGUCACUGGCCUUAUCGCCCUGUGGCAGCCCUCGUUCGAAGUCAAGGCGUGGCAGACGUUGCUAAUCUACCUCGCCUUCCUCGCCGCCGCAUACGUCCUCAACACGUUCUGUGUGCGCGCCCUGCCCCACAUGGACCACUUUGCGGGCUUCUGGAGCAUGGGCGGCAUUGUCGUCGUUGCCAUUGUCGUGCUGGCCUGCUCGUCGGGCAAGUUUAACGAGCCCAAGGCCGUCUUCGCGACCUUCACCAACGAGACCGGCUGGCCCGACGGCGUGGCCUUCCUCCUCGGCCUGCUCCAGUCGACCUUUGGCCUGACCGCCUUUGACGCAGUCACGCACAUGAUCGAGGAGAUGCCCCGCCCCAACAUCAACGCGCCAAAGGUCAUGAUCGUCGCCGUCAUCCUCGGCUCGGUCACCGCCUGGGUCUUCAUGAUCUGCAUCCUCUUCUGCAUCCGCGACUUCAACGCCGUCCUCACGGCCACUACCGGCCCCAUCCUCCAGAUCUACUACCAGGUCACGGCGAACCGCGUCGGCGCGACCUGUCUGCUCAUGUUCAACCUCCUCGGCAUGGCCUUUGCCGCCGAGAUUGUCAUGACCGUGUCCUCGCGCAUCAUCCUCACCUUUGCCCGUGACCGCGGCAUGGGCCACCUGUCCACCUGGCUCGCGCCCGUGCACCCCAAGCUCAAGGUGCCCGUCAUGUGCAUCAUCUUCGUGGUCAUCUGGGACAUUGCCUUUGGUCUCAUCAACCUCGGCUCCACCGCCGCCCUCAACGCCAUUCUCGGCUCCUCGGUCGUCUUCCUGCAGAUCAGCUACUUUAUUCCAAUUCUGCUUAUCUUCCUCCGCGGUGACCGCGCGUUCGAGGGCCACGAUGCCGAGGCGACCUACUCGCUUGGCCGCUGGCGUCGCCCGAUCAACCUCUUCGCGCUGUGCUUCCUCCUCGUCACGUCGGUCAUGUUUACGUUCCCGCCCGCGAUCCCUGUGACGGGCACGUCGAUGAGCUACGUGUCGGUCGUGCUCGGCAUCGCGCUGCUCCUGUGCGGCGUGACGUGGGUCGUCGACGGGCGAAAGCGCUUCAACGGCCCGGGCGAGCUCAUGACCCGUCUCGAGAUUAGCAAGAAUGCGUAGACAGAAGAGAGAGAUAGUUGUAGUAGACGAUGCAUUGUUAAUAUGG
Messenger RNA from Vanrija pseudolonga, 1561 nucleotides. RefSeq names its product Choline transport protein. Gene Ontology annotation, biological process: transmembrane transport. Bases 1 to 1515 code for a protein of 504 amino acids. Gene Ontology annotation, molecular function: transmembrane transporter activity. The record is from RefSeq and is a predicted model, not a curated record. The transcript is spliced from 8 exons. Gene Ontology annotation, cellular component: membrane. NCBI's taxonomy places the organism in Eukaryota, Fungi, Basidiomycota, Tremellomycetes, Trichosporonales, Trichosporonaceae.